CAACACGAACACGCUCACAGAUGAAGCUUGUUCUGUAAACGUCCUGCAGCUGUUCGACUCACUUAUUCAGCUCACUAUGUGUCUCAGUUUGGUCGGGGGCUUUUCCCCUUUAAAACAUAGAAACUAACGUGCUUUUGACCCACCGUGUUACUCAGCUACACUCUACCAGGCAGAGAAGAAGAACACAAGUUUUGGCCUAAGUGAGCGCGUUUAUCCGGCAGGGUGGGUCCUCCGAGAUGAGGAGGCACCUCAGGGAAAAAAAAGUCGCCCGUCUAGUCCCUCCCUCUUACUACACCGACAUCCACAGCUCGUUUUACCCAACAAAACUCCGCGAUAAAGAAGAGGUUUACCGAGAUUACGGGAUAAUGGUGUUUACAGUGGAGUUUACAGUCGCGUUCCUGAAGACUCAGCUGCUGCAGUAGGUUUAACGCGAAACAGCCUUAAAGCGACCUCAGUGUUUUUUUUUCCUCCUCAGUUUCAGUCGUUCGUUUUCGCCUUUUUUGUCAGCCAAAUAUAUAAACUCGUAACAAUCAUGUAUCAAGUCCUGAGGAAAUUCGUCUUCUCCGAGGCUCAGUGUGUGAGCGAAGAGGCCUCGAAGAGCUUCGAGGAGCUGUUCGAGAAGCUGGACGUGAACCGAGACGGGAAGGUGGAUGUGGCGGAGCUGCGCGCAGGCCUGGCCGCUCUGGGCUUCACUGUGGGCGCAGACGCAGCGCAGAAAAUAGUUUCCUCUGGGGAUUCGGAUCAGGAUGAGCAGCUGGACUUCAUGGAAUUUUGCAGCUACCUGAAGGAACAUGAGAAAAAGCUCAACCUGACCUUCAAGAGUCUGGACAAGAACAAUGAUGGACGCAUUGAUUACACAGAGAUUCAACAAGCACUCAAAGACCUGGGCAUGAACGUCUCGAAGGAAAACGCAGAAAAGAUCCUCAAGAGCAUUGAUGCAGACGGCACUAUGACAGUGGAUUGGAAUGAAUGGAGAGAGCACUUCCUCUUUAAUCCAGCCACCGACCUGGAGGAGAUCAUACGCUACUGGAAACACUCCACUGUGCUGGAUAUAGGGGACAGCCUCACCAUCCCAGAUGAGUUCACUGAAGAGGAGAAGACCACUGGCCUGUGGUGGAAGCAGCUGGCUGCUGGGGCGAUGGCAGGGGCGGUCUCUCGAACAGGCACUGCUCCGCUGGACAGAAUGAAAGUCUUCAUGCAGGUUCACGCUUCAAAGUCCAACAAAAUCAGUCUGGUCAGCGGGUUUAAGCAGAUGAUCAAAGAGGGAGGUGUCACGUCUUUGUGGAGAGGAAAUGGAGUCAACGUGCUGAAAAUUGCUCCAGAAACAGCCAUCAAAUUCAUGGCCUAUGAGCAGUAUAAAAAGCUGCUGUCCACAGAGGGAGGGAAGGUUAAGACACACGAGAGGUUCAUGGCAGGCUCUCUGGCCGGAGCCACAGCGCAGACUGCAAUCUACCCCAUGGAGGUGAUGAAGACCAGACUCACGCUGAGGAAGACCGGACAGUAUUCCGGAAUGUUUGACUGUGCCAAAAAGAUCCUGAAGAAAGAAGGAGUGAAGGCAUUUUAUAAAGGCUACAUCCCCAACAUCCUGGGCAUCAUUCCGUAUGCAGGAAUCGACCUGGCGGUCUACGAGACUCUAAAGAAUACCUGGUUGUCCUACUAUGCCAAAGACACAGCUAACCCUGGGGUGCUGGUUCUGCUGGGCUGCGGAACCAUCUCCAGCACAUGUGGUCAGCUGGCUAGCUACCCUCUCGCCCUGGUCCGCACACGCAUGCAGGCCCAAGCGUCUGUGGAGGGCGCGGAGCAGGUGUCCAUGUCGAAGCUGGUGAAGAAGGUCGUGGAGAAGGAGGGCUUUUUCGGCCUCUACCGCGGCAUCCUACCCAACUUCAUGAAAGUGAUCCCUGCUGUCAGCAUCAGCUACGUGGUGUAUGAGUACAUGAAAUCCGGCUUAGGCAUUUCUAAGUGAGGUGUGUGUCAGUGUGCGUGGGUGGUGUGAGUGUGAGUGAAUGAGUGUGUAUGGCUAACGGGGCGAUAGCGGUGGGAAGUUGUAUGAGCCAAAGUUUAUUUCCUAAGGCACCAACACCUGGAAGGUGUGGGUGUACAUCUUUACUCAUCCAAUACUGUUUAUAAUUGUUCAGGGAGAAAACAAAGAAUUCCUGAAGCAUCUUCCAGUGCCACGGCGCCAGUGUCCCAAAGAUUCAUAGUGUGCAGCUUUAAGCCUCAUCCAGAGUAUCUAGUAGGGCUGGGCGAUGUGAUGAUUUUAUGGGGAUGUUAAACUUAAUAGAGUCAGAAAUUUGUCAGUUAAUUCUUUAUUUGGAGAGCCUGUUGUAGAUACUCGCCUCGGCUUUAACUUACAUUCAAACUAAGUGAUUAAAAUUGAACUACAUUUCCCCUAAAGCUGACCUUAUCCUUAUGUUAACCUUAAACUCAACCCAGAUCCUAAACCUAACCCUAAUCCUAGUCCUUAUCCUACCACUAAUCCUAAGGCUAUUGAGAAUCAGAUCAACCAGGUUUCAGCAUAUAGUAAUUUGAACAUCUGUAGAUAAUCCAUAGAGGGCUAUUCAAGUGAAGUGGAAACAUAUUUCAUGCCAUCAUACUAACUACAUAAACCAAAGCAAGGUCUGUUCUGGCCUGUAAAGGAAUACUUGGGCAUUUUUCAACCGAAUCUCUAUCUGCUGCAUAGAAAACUUAUAGGAUCUAAACAAACUCAAAAUAGAGGCCAUUGAGAAGCUGCUUAAUUCUGUGAAUAAACAUUUGAAAUACAUAUAAUGUUAUAUAAAGCAUAUUUGAAACUCAGUCAGUACACUCUAACAAUGGAGCUCUCAGGAUGAGACAGACAUGAGAGUUAUGACAUUCUUAUUUAAUCCAACUUCCAAAAGCAGCACAUCUCACCUUUGUCUCCUUCGUCUUGCUCUAAUAAUGAAGCUGAGAGCUUAAUUAGAGUUAAUUAUCUUCACAGCGAAGCUCGUUCUGCUCGUUAGUUUGUUUGCUGAUGAUGCACGUGAUUCAUUCAUGAGUAGGAUGUGCGCAUGCGGGUCGUUUGAGGACGCUGGUUCGUUCACAUUAAUGACAGAUUUGAGUCCCUUACCUAAACGAGUGUGAACCAUCGUGUAGGGGAGAUCAGAUCUGAGCAAAAAAUUGGUUUUAAGCAAUGAGGCUUGUAAUGUGGACAUAGCCUUCGUCUCCAUGCAUGAUCAGGCAAGAAAAGUCUACCCACCCACACUACUAUGUGGACACAUUACCACAAAUUCUUCCCUCUGGAAAAACCGUCUCAUCUUUGAAAGAAAAAUUUACGCAGAUUUACAGCUUAGUUUACAGACGUCGCUCACUGAUCAGUUUAUGAAAGUGUACUUGCUUUAUGUAACUGUUUACGGAUGGAAAUGAAAGCAAAUGGCUUCUAUUAUGUACACAUUUGAGUCAAUAGGUUUUCAGUUCUUCCCUACAUGGAAAAACAUUGGGCCUCGUUCACCAGCUGAUCUUCAUAAGAAAUUCCUUCUUAAAACCCACUUACAGUUUUCACAAAGGUUCUGACCUUCACCAGUGUUUUCUUAUUUGGAUUUGUUCUCAGGUAAGAACAGAAUCUACACACACUCGAGAGCACAAAGGUGCGAAUAAUUCUGCAGCUUAAGAACACGUCAUGAAUCUGACGUAGAAUCUUUCUCAAGAACACAUUUAAGAAAAAACUUGUGAAGAUAUUGGUGAGCGAGGCCCUUUGACCUUAUUGUCCAGGAUUAUUGACAUUAUAGAGAUGAGGUUGAAAAAUGCUGUAGUGUUCCUUCAAUGCAGAACUGCAUUACAGUGAUACAGUGAUUCUCUUUAUAAGUUCCGCAGGCUUUGCAGCCAACAUUAAACACCUUAGUUUUGUUGUGGUUAGGCCAGCAUUUCCAAAUAUCCCUGCUCUGAAAAGUUUGUUUUACAGUAGUUUCUUGUUUGUCCUGCAUGAUGUUGUUGUCAAAAUCCUGUAAUAUUUUUGUGCUAUACGUUUUAGGUCAUAUUGCCCAGCCCUACUGUUCAAACCACUGCACUGUUCAACACAGACUGAUUCAAUUCAUCAUUAUCCUCUUUGUGCUGCAGUGCUUUUGGGAAACGGCUCAGAGCACCAGUGAAAGGAGAAACAGGUGUUUUUCCUUAAAAAACAGACAGAAAAUUCAGUCCGGAUUUACUCAGGUUUACCUGUUUUGUAUGUUUUAUCACACAGAGAUCCGCACAACUUGGUUAGGAAACCAAACGUACAGUGAGAGUCCUUAAAAAAAGCAAAAGCAUCAGUUUGAGAAUGAAACACUUUGUUCGUGCUGUUAUCAUGUUUUAUUUUGCACACUACUGCAGAGAGAGGGGAGACGUGCCUUAUACGAUGUGUGGCUAGUUCUGUUUGCUGAUCACUGAAUUGGUAAUAACUUUGUGUUGCCUUUUUUACCCCCCAACAUUUUGUUAUAUUAGAAACGCCCAUGUUUACAUUAAAGUAUUUUAAAUAUUUCAAUAAAGUGGUGCUUUUCAUCCUC
This is a messenger RNA of Colossoma macropomum (tambaqui), 4496 nucleotides long. It is a transcript of the gene slc25a24, whose product is annotated as solute carrier family 25 member 24. Gene Ontology annotation, biological process: transmembrane transport. Gene Ontology annotation, molecular function: calcium ion binding; ATP transmembrane transporter activity. The transcript is spliced from 10 exons. The record is from RefSeq and is a predicted model, not a curated record. Bases 533 to 1963 code for a protein of 476 amino acids. NCBI's taxonomy places the organism in Eukaryota, Metazoa, Chordata, Actinopteri, Characiformes, Serrasalmidae. Gene Ontology annotation, cellular component: mitochondrial inner membrane.